UUCAACGCGCCGUCGUUCGGGGCGUGUGCGUGUGGCUGUUUAACGCGAUUAUGUCGACGAUCAGGUAAUAUGGCCCCUCUAGCCUAGCGGUUUACCGCAAAAUGUCGCCAAAUAUGUGUUUGCGUGGAAGGGACGGUGUCUUCGGCGCUGGAGCAGACCUCGUUGGAAAGGCAGCCACCGUCUCUGCCGCCGCCGAGCUCGACCCUACUCUUCUUCGUGCGCGCUGAGCAGCCCCUUUAGUUUGUAGAUACGUCGCGCCCGACGAGCCGACGUGAGUCCGCGGACGCGCCGCCGGACGCGCGGCUUCUCCCUCCCUGCGGGGUGUUGGCGAGGGCUGCAGCCGUUUGACUCGACGACCGGUGUGACUCUCCCCGUCGUUUAUUUUGACCCCUUUUCCCCCCCCUUUUGCGGACCUGUACAGGCUCGCCGAGGUGAAGUGAGGCAUGGCUGAGGUUAUCCCGGGCGGCGCCAGUUCGCCGUCGCCCGCCGCUCACCCGCCUCGGGAGGACGUCGCCGACGCGCCGCCGGGGGUCUCCGCGGGCGGCGAGGACUACCUGUUCGCCGAGGCGCGGCACCCCAACACGGUGUUGCAGGGCCUUAACAGCCUGCGGCUCAACAACGCCUUCUGUGACGUCACCCUCUGCUGCGGGGGACAGGAGUUCCCGUGCCACCGUAUUGUAUUGGCGUCCUUCAGCUCCUACUUCCAGGCAAUGUUCUCCACCGACCUGAUAGAGUCCAGACAGGAACGGGUCGCCAUCAACGGAGUGGAGCCUCAGAUGGUUGGCAUGCUGGUGAGCUACGCGUACACGUCAGAGGUCUUCAUCUCGAAAGCGAAUGUCCAGGCCCUGCUGGCAGCAGCUAACCUGCUUGAUGUCAUGGCGGUCCGAGAGGCCUGUUGUCAGUUCAUGGAGCGUCAAAUGGACGAAAUGAAUUGUGUGGGGAUACACUGCUUUGCUGAGGCUCACUCCUGUAAGGUCCUGGAAAGGCGCAGCAUGGACUACAUUCUUGAGCACUUCAACAGUGUCUACCAGCAGGAGGAGUUUCUGUCUUUGUGUACGCACAAGCUGACUGAGAUUAUUGCCAGUGACCAUCUUAAUGUGCCCAAAGAGGAGAUGGUGUUUGAGGCCGCCAUGUUAUGGCUAAACAAAUGUGAUUCCCGCAAACAGAGCUUUGAAAAGGUCUUGGAGCAUAUACGCCUGCCUCUUGUAAGCCCCUACUACCUCCAUGAUGUGAUUGAAUCUCUGGAUGUUGUGAGGGAGAAUCCAGGCUGCCAAAGGCUCAUUUCUGAGGCGAAAGACUACCUCCUGCUUAAGGACCGCCGUGGGGAGCUCUACUGCCAUAGGGCACGGCCACGCAGGUCCACUGGGACAGCCGAAGUAAUCGUGACAGUGGGAGGAGAGGAUGACAAGGUGGUGCUUCGCAGCGUCGAGAGCUUCGACCCAGUGACUAAUCAGUGGAAGAAUCUGGCCUGCCUGCCUUUCGCUGUUAGCAAACAUGGCCUUGUCGUGUCAGGCUCUACUCUGUAUUUGGCAGGAGGGGAAUUUCCUGAUGGUUCAGCUAGCCGGGAGAUGUGGCGAUAUGACCCCUGCUUUGACUCAUGGAUAGAGAUGGCGCCCAUGAAUGUAGCUCGCUCUGAAUUGGGCCUGGUGAUGCUUGAUGGCUAUGUGUUUGCAGUGGGUGGAUGGGAGGGUCGCUCUCGCCUGGACUCGGUGGAGUGCUAUGACCCCCACACGAACACCUGGCAGUUCAUGGAGUCUGUCAAGAUGGCAGUCACCAGCCCUGCCGUGGUGGCCCUUGAUGGACUCCUCUAUGUUACCGGUGGUGCCGUUUUAGAAGAUGGUGAUGGCACAGAUCUGGCCCAAGUGUACAACCCUAAAACUAGUGUGUGGACAGAGGUGGCUCCUAUGCAGAUCGCCCGCUCUGGUUCAGCGGCCUGUACUCUGAAAGGAAAGAUUUACGUUAUAGGUGGCUGGCAUGCAUCAACGGAGAACACUGACAAGGUGGAGUGUUACAACCCAAAGACCAACCAGUGGACAAUGUGUGCUCCCAUGAAGGAACGCCGAUACCGGCCAGGUGUAGCUGUGGUAGAUGGGAAGAUCUAUGUGCUGGGAGGGGAGGAGGGCUGGGACAGGUACCAUGAUACCAUUGAGCGGUACUGCGACGAGACUGAUCUGUGGGAGCUCGUCGGGGAGAUGCCCACUAGCCGCAGCUGGCUUAGCUGCGUCUCCCUCCAGCUGAGGAAGGACGCCCAUAUGGGCAGCUGCCACGGCCCGCCCGCCAACACGAUUAUCUUAAACUGAGGGAAGGACGGACGGAAAGCUCUCGGGUGCCAUUUUUUCCGAAAAGGCAUCCCGACCAACCUUCCGAGGCUCCUUUUGCUGUCUUACGGGACGGCAGUUGAGAGAUCAGCGCUUCCGGGACAAAGAACCGGACAGCGGACGGCUGAGCAGGGGUGCCAUCUCGUGCCUGGAUCUGGUGAAUCACUAUUUUCGAGGGCUCCGAAAUACAAUCUCGCUGUUACCAUAGGCACAUUUUUAUCUGUUGGCAGCUUGUCAGGUGUGUUUACAUGGGUAACGUAUCGCUGUGGGGGGACGGGGGCGGUUGAAACUGUUGUCGACCCACGUGAAUCCAUGGUUACUGUGAUUUAUCAAUGACUCGUCCACCAGUGAACUCUUUCUUCAUUCUGUUUUGUUUGUGGAAAUGGUCGGGGUGUUGUGUUAUGGAUGUUGGCGCACUGCAGAUCUGUGAUCCACGAGUUUCCCAGCCAAAAUGAGUAUUUUUGUAUCUUUUUUUUUUUUGUGUGACUAUAUUUAUUUGGGACUUGUUCAGCUGUGACAUUUUGCUUUCAAGCUAAAUAAAAAUCACUAAAUAUUUUGUCUUAUCAAAAGAUGGAGCCCAAGAAUAUUCUUGUGACUCGAGCUGUUAGAGCGUCGCUAAUGUAAAGAAUUAACUGUAUGCAAGUAGUGAUUUGUAAAUAAAAUUAAAAAAAAA
Lampris incognitus (smalleye Pacific opah) is the source of this 2991-nucleotide messenger RNA. Its product is annotated as kelch-like protein 20. The record is from RefSeq and is a predicted model, not a curated record. Gene Ontology annotation, molecular function: protein binding. NCBI's taxonomy places the organism in Eukaryota, Metazoa, Chordata, Actinopteri, Lampriformes, Lampridae. The coding region runs from base 444 to 2300 and encodes 618 amino acids. The transcript is spliced from 11 exons.